UUGGGAAACCCGGUGGCAUGGUUGUGUGUCACUUUCACUGGGACCCGCGGUCGAUGCCGGUGGAGGGGGAUGGGUGCCACUGCGAAUGUUAGAACCCGAGACAGAAUCAGAGCCCUGUACAACAUAGAGCAGUAUAUACCCCUUUAUAAAUAUCAAUUGUAAAUCAUAUAAAACGCCAUAAUAAAUGGAUCCAAGCACCGGGGAUUCAACAUAGACACGCGAUGGAAAUACGGUGCCCAAGCAGGACAGGGAAUUAAACUUUUAACCUUUGCGUGGGAGACAUAGAGAAGUUUGUUUCCUACCCCGGGAGAGGGAGCUAUCUUGGGGGGCAAAGGAUACAGGAGACGCCGAGGCCGAGGUGGAGGCCUACUGGUCUAGUUCGAUUUGAUGUUGGAAUACUCGAAGAUCUGCAGACAACACAGGAGGAUAUUUUAUUUGUACUGGGUUGGAAUGUCUCACUAGGUCUCCCCAUGUCCGUGAGCCGUCGGCUGCGGCUCUGCGGCGCCCCACCCCUGGAUUGGUCUGUCACUACAGUUCAGACCCCGUGAUUUCCCCCCCUCUCUCCUCCUCCCCCCUGUCCCAUCCCACCCUCCCCCCUCCUUCUCCCUCCCCCCUUCCCCCUCCUCCCUGCGCGCCGCUGUGCUGGACGUCAUGAGCAUAGUAAUCGCGCUGGGAGUCACCACACCAGAAACGUCCUACUCAGAUAUGGCUGCUGGAUCAGACCCUGAGUCAGUGGAAGCAAGCCCUGCCGUGAAUGAGAAAAACUACCCCAACCACAGCUGUGUGAGUGCACAGAGUCAUGGGUAUCGGGGACUACCAUAUACUAUGCAACAGUCUUCCGUUGUGUGUUGUCAGGAUCACAACUAUGGCGCGCCCCCUCCCCCCACCCCACCCGCCUCACCGCUCUCCCAAACCAUCAUCCCUCGAAUGGAGCUCAACGGCGUGGCACGCGGCCCUACCUCCCGCUACCAUGACAACGGCCACCAGGAGGAGAACUCUGCUGACAGCGACAGCUCGUCGGAGGAAGAAGGGGCCGUGGCCAGCUGGUGCCACUGCAGCCUGACUCAGGAUGGCUUCCUCAUUAAGUGCGAGAGCUGCAGGGGGCUAGACAGGAGGAAAGGACUGGACGGCCAACGCCGGAAACAAGAAAAUGUAUCAGUGGGCGAUAGCAGCGCCACGGAGAGUGGCGACGAGGAAGUGUCGCCCGCCACGGUGUCCUACACAGCAACGCAGCACACGCCCACCAGCAUCACACUCACAGUCAACCGCGUCAAGCGGAACAAGUCCAAGAAGAGGAAGAAGAGCACGGAGAAGGCCCGCGGAGUGCCCAAGGGCAAGAAAAUAAAGGCCUUCAGAGAGGGUUCUAGAAAGUCCAUGAGGAUGAAGAACUCCACUACAGAGGCCAGCGCGGUGGACGAGACCACAGCGGAGGGAUGGGAGAGCCGCAUCCGCCAGUGGACGGACCAGUACGAGGAGGCCACGGCCAACCAGUACAGUGCUGACGUCCAGACACUGCUCCAGCUGCACCGUGCCGCCACCGUUACUGUUGCUGCCGAGGGCGUGGUAGUGGGUGAUACAACGCCAGCGACAACGACGACCUCACCGGCCCAGGUCAACGCCUCGGCCAAUGCCAUGGACACAAUUAACCGAACGGAGCUGGCGUGCAACAACACGGUGCUUGGCUCUCAGAUGCAGUUACAACUGGGGCGGGUGACGCGUGUGCAGAAGCACCGGAAGAUCCUGCGGGCGUCAAGGGAUCUAGAGCCAGACACUCUGAUCAUUGAGUACCGGGGCAAGGUCAUGCUCAAACAGCAGUUUGAGGUCAACGGACACUUCUUCAAAAAGCCCUACCCUUUCGUGCUGUUCUACUCCAAAUUCAACGACGUGGAGAUGUGUGUGGACGCGCGGACAUUUGGGAAUGAUGCACGCUUCAUCCGGAGGUCCUGUACACCCAGCGCAGAGGUUCGGCAUAUGAUCGCUGAUGGCAUGAUCCACCUCUGUAUCUACGCCGUCACGCAAAUCAUCAAGGACGCCGAGGUCACCAUCGGCUUUGACUACGAGUUCAAUAGCUGUAACUACAAGGUGGACUGUGCCUGCUACAAGGGCAACCAGCAGAACUGCCCCGUGCUGAAGCACAACCUGAGCCCGCGCGAAACCCUGCUCUGCCACGCAACGGGGUCGUUGCCCCCGCCCUCCCAACCCACGGGGGCCGAGACGCGGCGGCGGAAGGCCCAGCGGAGAGAGAUGGAGGGGCCAGGUGGCGGCAAGGGACCUUUAGGCAUGUCAGAUGACAGUAACCAGCCGCCCGAGGAGAGUGGCGAGGUCCGGGAGACGCUGCAGGGCAACGUCAGCCUGGGCAACAGUGACACAGAGGAGGGACUCCUAGAUGGGGUGAAGCUGGAGGAAGGAGAGGAGGAAGAGCUGGACGAGAACGGAGUCCUCAUCUCCAGUAGACCGAAGAGGACGCCCAGCGCAGGGGGCAUAGACGAGUUUAAACAGGAGGGCCUGGAGCCUGGAGAGGGGAGCGGAGGGAACCCCACGGGGCUUAACGCUGCGGCCCACCAAGCAGGGGUGGGGAUAAGCACCCGCCGUGCCACCUACGUCACCGAACCCUCCUUAGCAGCCGACGCAGACAAGGCCCUGGUGUGUACUGCUCCCCUCCUGGCCCCUCUCGCGGCGCCCCCCAAGCCUCCCCCGGCCCGCUCCUCCAAGCCACGGCCCAAGAGCCGCAUCUCGCGCUACCGCUCCAGCUCAUCGCAGCGAGCCCGCCGCCAGCGGCAGGCCCUGGCCCUGCAGCAGGCAGCCCUGGAGCAGGCGGUGGUGGCCGAGGGGCAGGAGGGUCCCCUGGGGGGACCCGGGACAGAGCUGAGGCUGGGGGACGGAGCAUUGGGAGCUGGGCAACUCCUCGACGGAGAAGGCCUGAGUGCUCUGAACAAGGGCAACCUUCGCAACCUGCCUAAGACUAAGAAGUAUCUGGUGACGGAGUGGCUGAACGACAAAGUGCUGGACAAGGUAGUCCAGCAGGAGGCACCCACGGUGGAGCGGCAACUGCGCAUCACCACCGACCCCACGGUGCUGGCGACUACACUCAACAUGCUGCCAGGCCUUGCGGCCUCCCCGCUCAUCUGCACAGCGCCCAAACACUACGUGCGCUUCGGCUCGCCUUUCAACCCUGAGCGCCGGCGCCGGCCCGUCAGUGUGGACGCCACCUACGGCUCCUUCAAAAAGAGAUGGAUCCAACAAGCCCAGGAUGAGAGCGGGCUCUGCUCGGGGGGCCUGGAGGACGGCACCGAGUCCACCUCCUCCCACCAAAGUAACAGCAGCAGCUCCACCCCCAACCCUUUCAAAGCCGAACUGGCGGCGCCCCCCAAGAAGCGGCGGUCCAUAUAUGGCCCGGAGGUGGAGGCAGCGCCGCCUCUGCCCGGCUCAGAAGAACAUGGUCUGCUGCUGCGGCCCCUGUCGCCCAUCACUCCCCCGCUGCCGUCGGACCAACCCCUGCCCAGCCCCGCCUCCUACGCCGCGCUGCUGGGCUGCUACGGCGACGAGGAGCGCCGGCUGUCCAACGGCAUGGCUGGCUACUCGCCACUGCCCUCGCUGCCAACCAGCCGCUGCAACACGCCACUGCAGUUUGAGAACAUAUCAUCUCCGGAGGCCUCUCCUGUGCACAGGCCUGAGUCCAUCUCUCCAGAGCCGUGUCUGCAACCGGACGUUGAUGCCCCGCGCUGCGCCCUGCAGUUCCCCAACCUGUCCUCGGGCCUCGAUGGCCCUGUGCCCGCCAUGUCAGACGACUUCUCUCUCCUCUUGGCAACGGGGCCUCCUCCCCCCGACACGCAGGGGCCGCUGGCCUCCAUGGUGGGCGGGGCAGGCCUCCUCACUCCCCUGGCGCCAGGCACCUUGUCCGAGUCGGCCCAGCAGGCCAGAGAGCAGAGCUUCAGGACUGAGUUCAACCUCAUCUAUACCUGCUCCCCGCUCAACGCCAACCUGGGCAACCCCGCCACCACCGACAGGCGCCUCAGCCAAUCGGAGGGCAGCUUCUCCCCGGCCGAGUCCUUCUACAGCACCGUGAGUGGCCAAGGGCCUCUGGCGGAGGCAGGGCCUGGCUCUCUAUCGCCCUAUGGCGAGCAGCACUAUGGCGGGGGCUACCCAGACAGUGGCACCCCUCCCCACCACACCAGUAACCCACCGCAGAAAAAGAAGAGGGCCAACCUGCAAACCGUUAGUCUGCUGACAGGACAGCCAGGUUACCAGGCUAUAGCAGUAAGACGUGAAUACAAGACAGUACACAAUAUGGUGUCUCUGCUGGAGUACCGUAAGAGAAAGCAGGGGAGCAGCAGGGACCCAGAGCCCGGGGGUAGCUCCCUGGACACCCGCCCCAGCUCCAUCUGUGCCAGCUCCAAGUCCCCUGCAGGCCUCCGUUCCUUCCACCUACAGCCCCCAGCCUCCCCCCACAGCUCCUUCUCCUCCCCCACCCACUCCUCCAUCCCCCAGAUAGAGGAGGUAAGCCCCCCAGAUAACCACCACAACGUUACCACCUCCCACGCCCCUGGACCACCAACACAGCAGCAGUCCAGGGCUCAGGAAGGCACCAGCCACUGGAUGGUGCCCACGACAGUUGAGCGGCUGAGGGAGGGCCAGGGCGUCUUAGAGCGGGUACUGAGGGGCUCCCUCAAGAUGGACCGUGUGCUGAAGAGAACGGACUGCUCUGCUACAGACAAGGACCCUGAUGCACACCGGUAUGAGAUCCAGACGGUAUCCCUGGCCUCUCCCAUGAAAAGCCCACAGAGAUACAGCCCGUCUGUCUACACACACCAGGUGCAGCCCCCCUUAUCGGAGAGCCACCAGCAGACAGUGGACAGUCCGGCCUUCCUUCAGCAGAGCGUGUCCUCUCCAUUCCGUGGUUCCUACAGCCCCUCGGCUCCCCCUCCCUCAGGCCAGGGCUUCUACUCUCGCCUGUCCUCCCUCUCCGCCCUGUCUCAAGACACCUCGCAGCAGCAUCAACAGCCCCUCAACCCCCUGUCCUCCUUCCCCAACCAAACCACCUCCACUGCAGACUCUGCGCUGUGCGGGGCCUCCAGACCGCCAGGAGGCAACCUGCACCAGCUGAGCGGCGGCAGCAGUAUGGACGGGUCCCACGUGUACAGUGGCGGGAGCCACCUAAAAGCCAGCCUCUUGAACAGCGGGUUGUCAGGGUCUCCCACCCCUGGCUCCAGGGCUCACGGCAACCCUAAAACAGACUUGGGCGCCGGUGCUGCGGGGAACCCGGCGUCCCACCACGCCUCCAGACUGAGCCAGCAGCAGGCGUCCCGGAGCCUGAAACCAGGCAGCCCCGGGCAGACAGUGCUGCAGGCCGGCUCCAGGCUCCUGGCGGCCUCCACCGGCCAACACUACCCACAGCGCGGGACACCCCUCAGUCAGUUCCAGCACCCACCCAUACAGGGGUCAGGAGUAAGGACACAGUCAGGAAGCUUUUAGGAUGUUGUGUGUUUGUUUGCUUGAGUGUGUGUGUGUGUGAGUGAAAUUGUGUACCUCCUAUCUUAAACCCUGUGGAGAAACUAGGCUUGGGGGAGGGGAUAUAUACAGACCUAAGAGGAGUAAGGACUUGGCUUCUUGUAUGGAUUUCUCCUGAUUUUCUGUCUUUUUGUUUUAUCUGAAAAUAAAUUACUGCAUUCUAAACAUGGCUAAUUGAGGAACUUCAACAUCAUCAAGGAAUCAAAUGAAAAGAGAUGUUCAACAAAACAAGAUGUGUAAUUUGAAAUUGCCCUGACAUGAACAGACUGUGUAAGACUGGCUAAGUAGAUGGGGAAACUCAACACUUUGUACAGAUACUCAUGGUUUUCUUUGUUUUUGUUUUUAAAGAAGCGUACCUAUUGUUUUGGUACCGGAUUUGAUAAUGCUGAGACGGCAGGUGUAACUCAGCAGAGACUUUGUCAAGGUAACUUUUUGGAUUUGGCUAGAAGCCGGGUCAGUCCUGCAGUAUAAGUGUUUCGUUUGGAAAGGGGGAAACGAUACUAGCAAGAGUGUAUGUGUGUAUCAUCCAUUAUAAAGAUGCAGAGGGUGGCAAAUAAGAGCUGCCUAAAAAUCAUUCCUUAUGAUUUCCAGUUUUUUGUGUCUCAAACUUAGCCAAUUUCUGAAAACUCUUGAUCUGUAUUUUACUGUUCAAUGAUUUUAAUUUUUUUUCCCCACGUGACUGUUUUGAUUUGAUGUAUUACUACUUCACAGUAGAUUUGCUAUAUUGUACUUGAGUCAUACAGAUCUUGUAAUUCAUGGUGCUGCAGUUGUUUUCGUUAAGUUAUUUACAUUCAAAUCCAGUUAUGUUCCACUCAUCCGGUUGAUUCAGCUCAUUUGUUAUUUGGAAUCAAGACUUUUGCCAGAAAUACAUCUUAGUAAUCGUUAACUUUUAUUGUGCUGGAGCGAGAAGUAAGAAGCAGAAUAAUCUUUUUUUUUUUUUUUCUUUACUCCGUUGUUGGGUUUGUUCUCUCUUGAAUCCUGUCGGAUUCUUUUUAUGAAAAAUGUAUUGAGAAUAUAUUUUUUUCUCUCCCUCUGACCAAUCCUUGCAUUCCGUAUGCCACCUAAGAAACUAGGAGGAUAAUCUAUGGCGGGAUUUGUUUGAAUGGUAUAAAAAAAAGGAAAAAAAGCUGCUGUGUUCUCCUUAUUUUUACGCAAGUGCUGCUUCAAGACGUUUCCCUUCCCACAGAAUGCUGUACCUCCAUUUCAGUAGGGUCUUCACCAACUGAAUACAAAACAAAAAGAUGAAAAUCACACAGCGAAGUUAACAAGUCAUGUGCCAUGAUCACUGCAGUGGGACUUUUAAUCAAUGUUAAAUGACAUUGCUGAUGCACACUGGGAGAUGUAGUCUCCUCGUGACAGACGAGACCGCAGGAAGAUGGACUUUUUAUGGAACUCGUUUGGACGUUCUAGUUUGGUUGGGAGUAAAUGUCUUUGGGGAGCCAGGAACCACACUGGGGCUUUAAGGGAAGGUUUUGGACAGAGGGACUUGUCAGCUUGACCGGACACUUGACCUUUCUUAUUGCCUCAUCCAUAGACAAAGGGUACUCACUUGUUACAUGAAUGUUUGACCGAAGACUUCAGAGAAAUUUGUGACCCAAUAUUACCAGCACCUUAAGUGAAGACAGACAAAACCCUAAAAUGAAACAAACGAGAAUGUAAGAUCAUGUGUACUUGUAUAAAAUGUGUUAAACUGUAUGAUGAAAAAUAUAGUACACAAAAUUUGCA
Messenger RNA from Salmo salar (Atlantic salmon), 7233 nucleotides. Its product is annotated as histone-lysine N-methyltransferase SETD5. NCBI's taxonomy places the organism in Eukaryota, Metazoa, Chordata, Actinopteri, Salmoniformes, Salmonidae. Gene Ontology annotation, biological process: regulation of DNA-templated transcription. Gene Ontology annotation, cellular component: Set3 complex; Rpd3L-Expanded complex. The record is from RefSeq and is a predicted model, not a curated record.